Gracilinanus agilis (Agile Gracile Mouse Opossum) is the source of this 1536-nucleotide messenger RNA. RefSeq names its product cornichon family AMPA receptor auxiliary protein 1 (gene CNIH1). Lineage: Eukaryota; Metazoa; Chordata; Mammalia; Didelphimorphia; Didelphidae. Gene Ontology annotation, biological process: vesicle-mediated transport. The coding region runs from base 118 to 552 and encodes 144 amino acids. The record is from RefSeq and is a predicted model, not a curated record. The transcript is spliced from 5 exons.
GAGGGCCGCGGCGCAGGUGGCGGCCCGGGGGAAGUGAAUGGUUUUACCCAGCGGGCCCCGCGUUGGCCCUCUCCUCGGUCGUUUCAGCGGUGCCUGUUAUCCUAUCUUUGUGGGGUCAUGGCGUUCACGUUCGCUGCCUUCUGCUACAUGCUGGCGUUGCUGCUCACCGCCGCGCUCAUCUUUUUCGCCAUCUGGCACAUUAUAGCAUUUGAUGAGCUGAAGACUGAUUACAAGAAUCCUAUAGACCAAUGUAAUACACUCAAUCCUCUUGUACUUCCAGAAUAUCUCAUCCACGCUUUCUUCUGUGUCAUGUUUCUCUGUGCAGCAGAGUGGCUUACAUUGGGUCUCAAUAUGCCACUCUUGGCAUAUCAUAUUUGGAGGUAUAUGAGUAGACCUGUGAUGAGUGGACCAGGACUUUAUGAUCCUACAACCAUCAUGAACGCAGAUAUUCUAGCAUACUGUCAGAAAGAAGGAUGGUGCAAAUUAGCUUUUUACUUACUAUCAUUUUUUUACUACCUAUAUGGCAUGAUUUAUGUUUUGGUGAGCUCUUAAGAUGUUAUUCAACAGACUCAAUUAAAAGUGCAUGCAAAAGCCACAAAGUUGAAAGGAUUCUGUCCAAGAAGAACCUGUUUCCAAGAUUAGCUUAUGGAAUAUGAUCAGUUACUUAAAAAAAAAAAAAAGACUCCUUAUUUUUAAAAUGUUUCCACGUUUUUGUUUUUUUUUUUUUUGUGGAAAGACUUUUCAUAUGUUAUGCUCGGACAAAGAAAUUAAAUGGAAUUACGUAUAAAUGAAUAUAAAAGGAUUACCUCUGGUAUUGACAGGUUUGAACUUGUACUCCCUAGGAACAGCCAUAAUUUUCUGAAUAAUUGUAUUAAUUAUUGACUUUCCUUAGCCUAUUGGAAGUUUUUGUUUACAGUAGCUUAUAGUAGCUUAUUUUGGUUCUAUUGAAAUACUAAUUAUAAAUUAGUUGUAGAGAUCAAGUGCUUUUGAAGGACUGAAAACUGUAUAUCUGACUUUGUGGAAACCUCACAGGUUUCUUCAUAUAUCAUGUAGAAGAUUACAUGGAUAUAUUUGCAAAAAUAAGGUUGAUGGGGUUUUUUUCUUAACAUUUGAAUAUUAGCCCUAUAUAUUGCAUGACCUAGGAAUUCCCCAUAAUAGUUCCAUACAAUUCAUAUACUUUAAUCCUUAAGCAUAAGUGAACUUACUAAGAAUAUAUACUAAAUGAUCUUGAAAUGCAUUUAAAGUUAUUUUAAAUGUUUUCAUUUGUAGAAGUCACUUAGUAAGAAAUUCGGUAUUCUAAUUAUUGUUACAAUCCAGUGAUAAGAUAUUCUUAAAGACUUGCAAGUUAUACCUUAGAUGUUCAGAACAGAAAAUGAGAGAGAAUAUUGUGUAACUACCCUGCUGUUCCUUAGUGCAAUACAAUAAAAGUCUAAAAUUAAGACUUCUUUUCAGUGCAUUGUUUUAAAGACGGCAGAGAGCUACUUAAAAUUGCUUUAUCUACAACUACAAUAAAUACGUAUUAGUUAUAUUUUUAAA